This is a messenger RNA of Terrapene triunguis (Three-toed box turtle), 1732 nucleotides long. RefSeq names its product RAB8A, member RAS oncogene family (gene RAB8A). Gene Ontology annotation, biological process: Golgi vesicle fusion to target membrane; protein secretion; regulation of exocytosis. The record is from RefSeq and is a predicted model, not a curated record. Lineage: Eukaryota; Metazoa; Chordata; Testudines; Emydidae. Bases 15 to 638 code for a protein of 207 amino acids. Gene Ontology annotation, cellular component: dendritic spine; trans-Golgi network transport vesicle; plasma membrane. Gene Ontology annotation, molecular function: GTPase activity; GTP binding. The transcript has 8 exons.
CAGCCCGGUGGAACAUGGCGAAGACCUACGAUUAUCUCUUCAAGCUGCUGCUGAUCGGCGACUCGGGUGUGGGCAAGACCUGUGCGCUCUUCCGCUUCUCCGAGGAUGCGUUCAACGCCACCUUCAUCUCCACCAUCGGUAUUGACUUUAAGAUUAGAACCAUAGAGCUAGAUGGCAAGAGAAUUAAACUGCAGAUAUGGGACACAGCUGGGCAGGAACGGUUUAGAACAAUCACAACUGCAUAUUACAGAGGAGCAAUGGGCAUCAUGUUGGUAUAUGACAUAACCAAUGAGAAAUCUUUUGAAAACAUUCGGAAUUGGGUCAGGAAUAUUGAAGAGCACGCAUCCCCAGAUGUCGAAAAGAUGAUUCUUGGAAACAAAUGUGAUGUGAAUGAUAAAAGACAAGUUUCUAGAGAGCAAGGGGAGAAGCUAGCUAUUGGUUUUGGAAUUAAAUUCAUGGAGACCAGUGCAAAAGCGAAUAUUAAUAUAGAGAACGCAUUUUUCACUCUUGCGAGAGAUAUCAAAGCAAAAAUGGACAAGAAAUUGGAAGGCAAUAGCCCACAAGGCAGCAACCAGGGAGUCAAAAUCACACCAGACCAGCAAAAGAAAAGCAGCUUUUUCCGAUGUGUUCUUCUGUGAGGGACACUGCCUUAACCUGAGCACUGCUCAAUAGAACUGGACUGUGCCUGUUCUGAGUGAGAUUUCCUCUGUGUGUGGAUUUAACACUUUCAAUAUGUCGUGUCACACUGUGGCCAUCAGAAUAAGAUUAAGAAAUUGUUUAUUUUAAUAACUGUCUGACUCUUCAAUUUUGGAGAUGAAAUUUUUUAAAUAUUUUUCUGUCACACCUUCCGCUUGGCAUAUGCAUUGUUUAGGGAAGGCAUACAGAUCAAAAGUGACCUCCAAUAGCACCUUUACUGACAAGCUUCACUCUCUGGGCGGGGGUUUAUAUCUAAUGUGUCUAAAGUAGAAAAAUUAAAUGACUUUACACUGAAAUGCCAACAUUAAUAAAUUAAUGGUAUGUGUACAUGAUACACGCAUAUAAAUGUCUAUAGAUACAUAGAGCACAAUCACUUCAAAACAACGAAAAUGCACUUAUUUUAAACAGUUACUUAUAGCUUUCAAAUGGUGGGUAGAAGCUUUCUGCAUAUCUAUCCUUUUGGCUAUCACAGGACAAAAUCAUUUUUGUCUGUACGUCACUAGUUCAGUUCCACCGUUCUAGACAAUCCACCAGUAAAAAUUAAAUGAAACACAAUGCCUCAUCAGAAAGAGAGAAAAUAUCUAUUUUUUUAGAGAACCAAAGUGUGCUGUAAAUAUAAUAAAUCCUUGAUAUGAGAAGUUUUGGAGGAAAAAACUUUAUUUUCCCCAUGUUAGGGAGGACCAUCCAUAAUAUAUUUGUCGAAUAUCUAGGCAUCUUUUAAAUUGAGAUAAUUUUAUUCUAUACUCUUGUGCAAAUGAUCUGUGUUUCUAAUCUGUUAUCUAUAGUUAUAGGCCAUGGUUCAAAUAUAUAGACCACCUUAUUCAAAAGUAACGAUAUAACUGAAUAACACUAUCAUGGGCCGCAUACGUUUUUAAUUUCAUAGUUGAGAAUGACUUCAAACAAACCUUUCAUGAUUUAGUGGUUAUUUCUAACUUGUGAAAACAAAAAUGUAUUGCAUUGCUCCCGCAUGAAAAUGCACACUCCAUAUAUUGACACUUUCUGAAAACUGGCUUUUUUUUUUUUUUUUUUUUUUUUU